CUAAUGUAACCGGUAACAACCGUAAGAGAAAGACGGCGGUCGGAAUGGGGUGAAAGGAAAAGGCAGCAUCUUCAACGCGAAGAAAAGUACAAUUGGAAAUCGACUUUUGUAGCAACCUUUCCUUUUUCUGCUUUUGCUUUCUGGAAAAUUUAAAAUAGAACAGAAAAUAAAGAAUCCAGAGCUUUGAUGAUCAAUCUUUGUUUCCCACCCAACUUUUGAAAACCCAUAAACGAAGUUUGCGAAAGAAGGCCGCUCUUUCAUUUCCUGCACGGAGCUUUAUGUGUCAUCUUUCCACUCAUCGGUCCAUACAAAAUGGAGGCAAAUUCAACUGAGAGGGCAGGAUUGAUGCAAUGGGGUUAUAAAUGUGGUGGGAUUUGGGUGAUGAGUUGAGUAGUGAUGGAUAAGUUGAAGUUUGGGAGAGAUGGAAUGAGGGGAUUGCCUCCUGGGUUCCGAUUUCAGCCGACGGAAGAAGAGCUUGUGUUUGAGUAUCUAAAAUGCAAGGUCUUCUCCUGCGCCUUGCCUGCUUCCAUCAUUCCAGAGGUCAAUGUUUGCCACUUCGAUCCUUGGGAGGUUCCAGGUGGGGAUUGGGAGGUGGAACAGAGGUGCACAUACUUGUUCACCAACAAGGAAGAAACAGGAAAGAAGAAUGGAAGAUGGGUGUGGACUCCGAGUGGGUACUGGAAGGCCAAACCCAAAGGGCGUGAAAGGAGAAUAGUAAGCUCCAGUAGUAGCAGUCAGAGCGUGAGUGUGGGGAUGAAGAACACUCUGGUUUUCUACGCCAAUAAUAGGAACAGAGGUGGGAGUAGGACGGGGUGGGUUAUGCAUCAGUAUCGCCUCAUCGCCACUCACCCUCAAACUCAUACUCCAACUGUAUUGAAUAACAUGAACAAGUGGGCUAUUUGCCGCAUCUUUCGGAGGAAACUCCAAUCCAAUAGAUAUAAUCAUCAUCUGCAACUCCAAUAUUAUUCUAUGUCUACGAACCAUUCCGACGGCAACGCCUCCGCCUCCGCCGCCUCCCCCGCCCCCUCCACCACCUCAUCCUCUUCCAGUACUUCCACCAGUUUCCUCGCCAGCUCUGUCCAACAAAACUCUGACGAUCAUUUUUCUGCUUCUUAAUUAUAUUUAUUUAUAUAUAUAUUUCAUACUUCUUUUUUGUUUCCAAUCUGUAUUAAGAUAUUACCUAUUUAAAU
Molecule: messenger RNA, 1190 nt
Organism: Cucurbita pepo subsp. pepo (vegetable marrow)
Lineage: Eukaryota; Viridiplantae; Streptophyta; Magnoliopsida; Cucurbitales; Cucurbitaceae
Product: NAC domain-containing protein 83
Biological process (GO): regulation of DNA-templated transcription
Molecular function (GO): DNA binding
Source: RefSeq, a predicted model, not a curated record